UAUGAAAUCGAUCAGUGGAUUACUGAAAACCAAGUCACCGUCGAUGGACGUUCAAUUCCGCGGCCCGUAUGGGAAUUUAGCGAAGCUUCAUUUCCUAACGAGCUUGUCGACCUGUUGUACGCCAAAUUCCAAAAACCAACCGUCAUCCAAUCAAUAUCGUGGCCAAUUGCAAUGAGUGGUCGUGACAUAAUUUCCAUCGCCAAAACUGGUUCCGGGAAAACAUUAGCGUUCAUGUUGCCUGGACUCAUCCACACUACCAAACAGGCACCACGAGGUCGUAAUGAGGGACCAUCGGUACUUGUGUUAUUGCCAACUAGAGAGCUCGCCCAGCAAGUGCAAGAGGUUUCGGUUGACUUCUGCACCGCCCUUGGAUUGAAAAUGACGUGUCUGUUUGGUGGUGCUUCUAAGGCACCCCAAGCUCGUGAUCUUGAACGUGGUGUUGAUGUAGCAGUCGCCACCCCAGGAAGAUUGUUAGAUUUUCUGGAUAAUAACACCACAAAUAUGAAGCGGUGCUCUUAUUUGGUUCUUGACGAAGCUGAUAGGAUGCUUGAUAUGGGUUUCGAACCCCAAAUUCGGAAGAUAAUAGGACAAAUUAGGCCUGAUCGUCAAACUCUCAUGUUCUCAGCUACAUGGCCAAAGGAAGUGCGUGCCCUUGCAUCGGACUUCCACAGAACAGACGCGCAGCAUUCCUCAAUGUCGGUUCCAUGGAACUGGCUGCAAAUCAUAACAUCACCCAAUUUGUAG
Messenger RNA from Cooperia oncophora, 744 nucleotides. The record is from the annotation of a GenBank genome assembly. Lineage: Eukaryota; Metazoa; Nematoda; Chromadorea; Rhabditida; Trichostrongylidae.